AUGAAUUGGAUCCCCUACCUUGAUGAGUUGGAUCCUUUGCCCGGUCAAUGUUGCCCAUAUGCAACUAGCUCACCAUUUUCAAUUGAUAGAAUGCUACAGAUUGCCAAUACACAAAAAGAUGAUGUAUUAUUGGAUAUAGGAUGUGGUGAUGGUAGAAUUGCAAUCUACGCUGCCAAGCAUUAUGGAAUCAGAGCUAUAGGUAUCGAUAUUAACCCUGAUUUAUUAGCCAAGGCUGCUAAAGACGCAAAACAAGAAGGUGUCGAACAUUUAGUUUCAUUCAAGAUAAAGAGUUUUGCAGAUGAAUCAUUUGAUUUUAAAUUAAAAAAUAUAGACGAAACGAUAGAGAGUGUUCAUACAUAUCCAACCAUUUUCACAUGUUAUCUCAUUCCACAAGCACUCAAAUUAAUCGAACAAAGAUUAAAGAAUAUUGUUAGAACUCAACAUAUUUUAAAUAUUGAUAAUCAAAAUACUAAUAAUAAUAAUAAUACAACUACCACCGAAUCAUUAGAAAAUAACAAAGUGUAUAAUACAAGAGUUGUAGCAUAUAUAUUUGAUAUGGAAAGAUGGACACAUACAUAUCACGAUGAACAAUUCAAGAUAUUUUUAUAUAAUCAUACUUCACAAGACAAAGUACCUGUAACUGUGGAUUCACAAAAUCCAUGGAUAUUAUAA
Cavenderia fasciculata is the source of this 672-nucleotide messenger RNA. RefSeq lists its product as uncharacterized. Bases 1 to 672 code for a protein of 223 amino acids. Gene Ontology annotation, biological process: regulation of mitochondrial ATP synthesis coupled proton transport; peptidyl-lysine trimethylation; positive regulation of proton-transporting ATP synthase activity, rotational mechanism. Gene Ontology annotation, molecular function: protein-lysine N-methyltransferase activity. Gene Ontology annotation, cellular component: mitochondrion. The transcript is spliced from 4 exons. The record is from RefSeq and is a predicted model, not a curated record. Lineage: Eukaryota; Evosea; Eumycetozoa; Acytosteliales; Cavenderiaceae.